Messenger RNA from Echinops telfairi (small Madagascar hedgehog), 1950 nucleotides. RefSeq names its product CDC like kinase 2 (gene CLK2). The coding region runs from base 111 to 1613 and encodes 500 amino acids. Gene Ontology annotation, cellular component: nucleus. The record is from RefSeq and is a predicted model, not a curated record. Gene Ontology annotation, molecular function: protein tyrosine kinase activity; ATP binding. The transcript is spliced from 12 exons. Lineage: Eukaryota; Metazoa; Chordata; Mammalia; Afrosoricida; Tenrecidae. Gene Ontology annotation, biological process: protein phosphorylation; regulation of RNA splicing.
AAAGGGUUGCAGCAUUAGGAAGGUUGAGAACCACUGACUUAGGGGUCCUUGGAGGGAGCCUCUGAGAACUCAAACCUUCCCUCACAAUUUUUUUUUCCUUUCUCACCUAGAUGCCGCAUCCCCGAAGGUACCACUCCUCAGAGCGAGGCAGCCGGGGGAGUUACCACGAGCACUAUCGCAGCCGGAAGCACAAACGACGAAGAAGCCGCUCCUGGUCUAGUAGCAGUGACCGGACAAGGCGGCGGCGGCGAGAAGACAGUUACCACGUCCGUUCUCGGAGCAGCUAUGGCGACCGUUCGUCAGACAGAAGGGCCUAUGACCGGAGGUACUGCGGCAGCUACAGGCGCAACGACUACAGCCGGGACCGGGGCGAGGCCUACUACGACCCAGACUACCGGCACUCGUGCGAGUACCACCGGGAGAACAGCAGUUACCGCAGCCAGCGCAGCAGCCGCAGGAAGCACAGGCGGCGGAGGCGGCGCAGCCGGACCUUCAGCGGCUCAUCUUCGCAGCACAGCAGCCGGAGAGCCAAGAGUGUAGAGGACGACGCUGAGGGCCACCUCAUCUACCACGUCGGGGACUGGCUACAAGAGCGAUAUGAGAUUGUAAGCACCUUAGGAGAAGGGACCUUCGGCCGAGUUGUACAGUGCGUGGACCAUCGCAGGGGCGGGGCACGAGUGGCCCUGAAGAUCAUUAAGAACGUAGAGAAGUACAAGGAGGCAGCUCGCCUUGAAAUCAAUGUGCUGGAGAAAAUCAACGAGAAGGAUCCUGACAACUCGAACCUCUGUGUGCAGAUGUUUGACUGGUUUGACUACCACGGCCACAUGUGUAUCUCCUUUGAACUCCUGGGCCUUAGCACCUUCGAUUUCCUCAAGGACAACAACUACCUGCCCUACCCCAUCCACCAAGUGCGACACAUGGCCUUCCAGCUGUGCCAGGCCGUCAAGUUCCUACAUGAUAACAAGCUGACACACACGGACCUCAAACCUGAAAACAUCCUGUUUGUGAACUCGGACUACGAGCUCACCUACAACCUGGAGAAGAAGCGGGACGAGCGCAGUGUGAAGAGUACGGCUGUACGGGUGGUAGACUUUGGCAGCGCCACCUUUGACCACGAGCACCACAGCACCAUCGUCUCCACUCGCCACUACCGGGCACCAGAGGUCAUCCUUGAGUUGGGCUGGUCACAGCCUUGUGACGUGUGGAGCAUAGGCUGCAUCAUCUUUGAGUACUACGUUGGCUUCACUCUCUUCCAGACUCAUGACAACAGAGAACAUCUGGCCAUGAUGGAGAGGAUCUUGGGUCCUAUCCCUUCCAGGAUGAUCCGGAAGACCAGGAAGCAGAAGUAUUUUUACCGGGGACGACUGGACUGGGAGGAAAACACAUCGGCUGGGCGCUAUGUGCGCGAGAACUGCCAACCACUGCAGCGGUAUCUGACCUCAGAGGCAGAGGACCACCACCAGCUCUUCGAUCUGAUUGAAAGCAUGCUAGAAUAUGAACCUGCGAAGCGGCUGACCUUGGGCGAAGCCCUUCAACACCCUUUCUUCACUCGGCUUCGGGCCGAGCCACCCAGCGCCAAGUUGUGGGACUCCAGUCGGGAUAUCAGUCGGUGACGAUCAGGCCCUGGGCCCCCCUGCAUCUUUCAGAGCAGGGGGUGUCCAGUCCAGGACACUGGUGCUUUUUUAUACAUGAGAGUGGAACCGGAGCCCACUCCUUCCUGGCUCCCUACACAUCUGUGAAUAUGUGGAAUAGUGUGAAUAUGACAGAGCUUGUACCUAUGAAUUCAGGCUCUGCCUUGUACAUAAUGCCAUUCCAUCCCACACUCACCUGCCUCUUCCCCUGGAGUUGGGUGGGGGCAGAAUGAGGUAACCAGGUGGCAUCUACCCUGUGUUUUAUAAGGAAUUUUGUACAGUCUUUGUGAAAUAAAAUGGCGUGCUCCAUCUGACCCCA